Molecule: messenger RNA, 747 nt
Organism: Microdochium trichocladiopsis
Lineage: Eukaryota; Fungi; Ascomycota; Sordariomycetes; Xylariales; Microdochiaceae
Product: heterokaryon incompatibility protein-domain-containing protein
Exons: 2
Source: RefSeq, a predicted model, not a curated record
AUGUGGCUCAUAGAGACACGCACGCUCAAGCUCAAGUUUGUGACCGACGCCCGCCAGGAGGGCCGCCCCUACGCCAUCCUCUCACACACAUGGGUCGACGGCGAGGAGGUCAACUUCCAGGAAUUCCAGGACCUGGAACGCGCAGAAGCUACGAGGCCGUCUGGGUUCGCCAAGAUCAAGAAGACCUGCGAGCUGGCCCUUAGAGAAGAGCCACCGCUGGAGUACUGUUGGGUGGACACAUGCUGCAUUGACAAGUCAUCCAGCGCAGAGCUCACCGAGGCCAUCAACUCCAUGUUCAGGUGGUAUAAACAUUCCACCGUCUGCUACGCCUUUCUCGCCGAUCUAAAGCCUGGAAAGUCGGUGAAUGAGGAGGACCUCGCUGCAUGCCGAUGGUUUUCCCGCGGUUGGACGCUCCAGGAGCUGAUUGCGCCUCGCGUCAUGGCAUUCUUCGACAAGGAAUGGAGGUUCCGAGGCACCAAGCGAAGGCUGAGGACGGCACUGAGCAACAUCACGGGGAUCUCUACAACCGUUCUCAGUGACGUCGAGGAAGUCUUUGGCGAGUGUAUCGCCAAACGCAUGUCCUGGGCCGCGAAGCGGCAGACGACACGCCUCGAAGACAAAGCCUACUGUCUCCUGGGUAUAUUUGGCGUAUACAUGCCCAUGAUCUACGGCGAGGGCUCCAAGGCAUUUAUGCGCUUGCAGGAAGAGCUGAUCAAAGACAACCACGACCGGUCGAUAUUUGCCUGG